GCGGGAAAUUAUUACGCAUGACAAUAACUUUUUUAAUUAGGUUAGGAUUUAAUAUUUAUUUAUUAAUUUUCUGUAUUUGAAUACUUCUUUUGUGAACUGAAAUUGAAUGUUAAGGAUUUAAAAUGAAUUCAGGAAGUUCCGUUUCUAAGGGAGUCUUUGUUUUUAAAAAUGGAUUCAAGAAACCAGCAAAAGUUUCCAAAAAUAAAAAAAUGGAAAAAAGCCAUUUUUCCGAGUAUUUAUGGUACCAAAGCUAUAAUUCUUUGUGGAAAUACAUCGAAGGAAAGCUCUAUCUAAUGAACUCUGAAAUUUUCUCAUCAACUUUGAGAGAUCUAGUAAAUUUUGUACAAUCCACUUAUGAUCAAAUACAAAGUGAAAUUCCAACUGCUGCUCUGCUCACAGGCAUAAAUAUGCCGGAUCAUGAUGCUCAAUUCUCAGCAUUAACAAGGGAAAUAAGGGAGUUUGUUACACCACACUGUGUUGUACAGAAUGCCCAAGAUUGUAGCAGUAUAAAGCUAUUCAUAGAAAAUAUGAUAAAUGGAUUUUUAAACGAUGAAGAUGCAACAAUAGAGGAUAUGUAUGAAGAUCAUGAGGAAGAGGAAUGUAAUUAUAUUAGAAAGUCUUGUUGUACUUUUGCAGUUCUUCAAGCUUGGUACGAGAAUUUAUACUUGAACAAUUCCAUUUUAAAUUAUUCAGAUGAAAAUUCAUUCAUUAAACGAGGGGCCCCAAACUGCAAGCCAUUAGUUGUGAUUAUCCCAGAUAUAGAAAAUUUUAAGGAGAAUGUUAUCCAGGAUUUCAUAUCUAUUGUACACUCAUACAUUAACAUUAUACCAUUUGUUCUAAUAUUUGGCGUUGCUACAUCUUUAAAUGUACUACAUAGGACACUGCCCUAUCAUGUUUCAUCAAAAAUAAGUAUAAAGGUGUUUUCAUCUCAACCAUCUACUGCAUACUUGAAUAAUAUAUUGGAAAAUGUAUUUUUCACUGGUCACUGUCCUUUUUCACUGAGUGGAAAUGUGUUCAACUUACUCACAGAUAUAUUCUUAUUCUACAAUUUAUCUGUUACUGGAUUUGUUAAGCAUUUCAAAUUUGCGAUGAUGGAACAUUUCAGUAGGGGAAAUGAGUUCUCUUUGUGUACCAACAAAAAUUUUAAACACAUUCUCGAUCAAUUUUCACAUGAGGAUUUCGAAAGUCUCAGACAUAUAUAUUCAUUUCGAGAUUUAGUUGAAGGAGAAUCAUCCUACAAAAAUCAAUUAAAACUCUUGCAGGAUGAUGAUUAUCUUAGGGAUGUGGUACUUAUAAAGUUGGAGAAGCUGAGGAAAUAUACAUUUUGUCUUCACUUAUUCAUAAGAUGUCUACAUGUUUUAGUGAAUGAUUUACCAAAAACUCCUCUUGGAAAACAGAUAAGAGAAUUGUAUGCAUACGCUACCACCAAAAAUAUAACUAAAUCCCAGCAUUUCAAUGAGUGUUUUCAACUAUUAAAUUUUCAAUCCCGAGAUCAAUUCUGUAUGAAAUUAACUGACAUAACAAACUUAUUGGAAAAUAAUAAAACAAUUAACAAUAUAUGCAGUGAAGAAGUGGAAAAAAUUAAUGGAGAUCUGAAGAAGUACUUAAAAAAAUUAAAAGACAUUGACUCCAUCACGGACAUAACACAAAGUUUCCAAGAACAGGUACAAAUCGGUAGCGCAUCUAGUAGACAGGAAUUUAAAAAGAACUUGAAGAGCAUAUCCCUAAAUCAAUCCAAAAACAAAUAUGAGAAAUUACGUGAUGAAAUUCUAAAAUAUUUGCAUUGUAUUUUUGAAACAUAUUUAAUUGAAUAUAAUACCCUACAUUUCCACGAAAUAUUCUUUUUUGAUGAUAUUGAUAUACAGAAUCAAAUCAUUGGGACACAUAGGUCAGCAAUUCAUGAAGCUUUGAAUGAUCCACAAACGUAUUUACAGUGUGCUUGUUGUGAGGUCAAAAGAGAAGCAGCAAUAUUGCAAACCAUGCCUGAUAUAUGCAUAGCUUAUAAAUUACAUUUGGAAUGUGGAAAAAUGAUUAAUUUAUAUGAUUGGCUACAAGCAUUUUUGAGUAUCCUAGAUCCAACAGAUGAAGAUGAUGAUGAUUGUAAAAGAAGUGUUAAUCCAGAAUUGCAAGCACGAUUCACACAAGCCAUAGCAGAGUUGGAGUAUUUGGGAUUCAUAAAAACGUCUAAGCGGAAAGCUGAUCAUGUUCAAAGACUGACUUGGGGUGGAUAACAAAUCCAUAUCAUAAUUACUUACAACUAAAUAAAAAUAAUUUCUAUAGUG
Molecule: messenger RNA, 2282 nt
Organism: Harmonia axyridis
Lineage: Eukaryota; Metazoa; Arthropoda; Insecta; Coleoptera; Coccinellidae
Gene: Orc3
Product: origin recognition complex subunit 3
Exons: 9
Coding region: 123-2231 (702 amino acids)
Biological process (GO): DNA replication initiation; DNA replication
Cellular component (GO): nuclear pre-replicative complex; nuclear origin of replication recognition complex; DNA replication preinitiation complex
Molecular function (GO): DNA replication origin binding
Source: RefSeq, a predicted model, not a curated record